CGUGACGUGAAGGAAAAGCGCAGAAAACAUGGCGGCCUGCAAGGUUGUAGGGAGAUGUUUCGGGACAGUUUCAAAUAUUAUAAAAGUCGAAAUCCCGCACCCGAUUUCGGCGAUGUAAUCGAUCUUGAAAAUCCGGAUCAUGUUAAAGUUAGGAAGAUAGAGGCAAUCGUAGGUGAUAAGCAGACCGAGAAUAAUUUCGGUCUGACAUCGGCGGAUAAAUGGACGAUUUACGAGUUGCUAGAUAUUCCUGGACUUAUCUUUAUUCAGAAUCCAUUUACACCAAACGGUCAACGAUAUUGGAUCACAAAAUGUUUGAAAGAUUAUUCUAAGGAACCGUACAAGUUAAAUAUAGAUGCUCAUAAUAUUUUAACUAAUGAAACAUGGUGGGAGAUUUGUUUUCAAGAGUCAGAAAGAGCCAAAAUUCUACUACCUAAAUUACGAUGGGCAACAUUGGGAUAUCAUCAUAAUUGGGACACAAAAUUAUACUCUGAAGACUCCAAAAGUGACAUGCCAAUGGAAUUAUCCAGUCUAACAUCCAUUUUGGCAAAAUCAUUAAGUUUCUUGGAUUUUAAAGCAGAAGCAGCAAUUGUGAAUUACUAUCGGAUGAACUCAACAUUGGCAGGGCACACGGAUCAUUCAGAGAUGAACGUAGCAGCGCCACUUUUCUCUAUAAGUUUUGGACAGACAGCAAUUUUUCUGAUUGGAGGACCGAAACAAGAAGAUCCAGCUAAUGCGAUUUUUCUGCGGAGUGGAGAUGUAGUGAUAAUGUCGGGAAGCUCUCGUCUGAGAUAUCACGGAGUGCCAAAGAUUUUAUCGGCUUCCAAAACACCGUGGGAUGAUAAUUGCGAGGACAAUAUAUGCGAAACUUUUUCGUAUAAUUAUGACGAUUGGCGCAAAGCGCGAACUUACAUCGCCGAGGCUCGAAUUAAUAUGAAUGUACGACAAGUUCUGGGACCUGGACAAAUUGUAUUAUAUUAAAUCACGUUGUAUUUUUGUACAGAAAUAUUA
Molecule: messenger RNA, 1008 nt
Organism: Nylanderia fulva
Lineage: Eukaryota; Metazoa; Arthropoda; Insecta; Hymenoptera; Formicidae
Gene: AlkB
Product: alpha-ketoglutarate-dependent dioxygenase AlkB
Biological process (GO): oxidative RNA demethylation
Cellular component (GO): cytoplasm; nucleus
Molecular function (GO): oxidative RNA demethylase activity; ferrous iron binding; broad specificity oxidative DNA demethylase activity
Source: RefSeq, a predicted model, not a curated record